Molecule: messenger RNA, 2631 nt
Organism: Phytophthora sojae
Lineage: Eukaryota; Oomycota; Peronosporomycetes; Peronosporales; Peronosporaceae
Product: phosphatidylinositol 3 and 4-kinase-like protein
Exons: 1
Coding region: 1-2631 (876 amino acids)
Biological process (GO): phosphatidylinositol-3-phosphate biosynthetic process; phosphatidylinositol 3-kinase/protein kinase B signal transduction; phosphatidylinositol-mediated signaling
Cellular component (GO): phosphatidylinositol 3-kinase complex; cytoplasm; plasma membrane
Molecular function (GO): 1-phosphatidylinositol-3-kinase activity; 1-phosphatidylinositol-4-phosphate 3-kinase activity
Source: RefSeq, a predicted model, not a curated record
AUGGAGACAACGAAAAUCGUGGGCAUCUUGGAGGUCGUGAUUGAUUCCAGCGACCACGAGGCGGUAUCUGCUACUAGCAACGAUGACUGUAUCCUGAAGUUCGUCACGGAGGAGGUCGGUCGCUACCUCUUCUUUCAUUACGAACGCUUUUUCCACGUAUCGCCACAUUCCCAUCCCCCAGCACUCCCCUCCGCCGCUAGCGACUUGGAGAAUACAGAGCUGUUUCCUUCCCCACCGGAAGGGCCUGUCUCGCAGGACCACCGCCAUCUCGUCCUGAACAUCGGUAAGGUGAAUCUGAAUGUUCCGGAGCCUGCUACUCUCGCGAAGAUCAGCAUCCAGCAUGGGUCUACUGUUCUUUACGAGACGAGCACGCUGCUGCAUUAUGAAUCCCAUGCUGACUCAAACGGAGACAAGACGCAUUUAUCUUCCGCUGCGCGUGAGAUCACUUGUGACCCAAGCGGUGGAAUUGAAAUGGGAUUGCGGUUGAUCGAUAUUCCUCAUGGCUCUCACUUGAAGUUCACCUUUACGACUAAAGCUGGUGAAGUGGUUGCGUGGAGUGGGCUCCACCUAUUUGAUUUUGGACACACGUUGCGAACAGGAACUACGCUCAUGGACAUCUUACAGCUUCCUGCUGGGUCCAUUAUCACCCCUCUGGAUAUCGAGAACUGCUUACGACAUGAGCGCCUCAACCACCAGAAGGUCGGGAGUAUGGAGAUUGUGCUGGAGUGUUCAGGGUCGUGCCCUCAAUCGUUCGCGUUCUCCAGUUUGUCAAAGAAAAAGAGCAUUACCUUCCGGGCGUCUAUCUUCUUCAAGGGAGACAGCAGUGACCAAAAGCCAGGAGAGCACGAGGCUAUCACUCUCGAAACGAUUCCUGCAGAUAAGCAGAAGCUGUUGCAGCGACUGAGACGCGACCCUCUCGUCGAACUAUCGCCGGACGAUCGGAAUUUCAUUUGGACAUCGCGGUUGAUUCUGACGGACGAUUCAGCACUGCUUCCAGCGUCUCUUCUGUCAGUUGACUGGGGAAACCGAGAGCAGGUUCUCGAAGCCUACCGCCUCCUGUUGCAAUGGAAACAACCUACCUAUCUCCAAGCUCUUCAGUUGCUGAGUCCGCUCUAUUCCGACCCCAAAGUUCGCGCUUAUGCUGUGCGGUGCAUGCACGCGCUACCCGAUUAUCGGUUGCAGCUGUAUCUACUCCAGCUUGUUCAAGCACUGAAGAACGAGCGUUACCAUGACUCGGCGUUGGCUCGGUUCCUACUGAUGAGGGCUCUGAUGAAUCCAUCGCAGAUCGGAUAUUUGCUCUACUGGUUCCUGAAGGCUGAGGCUCACAACCAUCAAACGGCUGAGCGCUUCAACCUCAUCACCUCGCAAUAUCUACAGCUCUGCGGAAGCUACAAGCUGGAGAUCCGACAAUCCGUGUACGUCAUGAAGAAGCUCGAAGAGGUUGCAGCCCUCGUAAAAAUGGAGUCGUCAUCGUCAGCACGUAAAAGUAAGCUUCACGAAGCCCUCCGUGCUGUUGUCCUGCCCGACACCUUCCAGCUUCCUCUGCAACCGCGAUCGUACUGCAACAGCAUUAUCGUGGAUAGCUGCCGCGUGAUGGAAUCGAAAAAGCGUCCACUCUUCUUGCAGUUUGAAAGCGCAAAGGCGCAGCAUGGACGGCCUUACGUGAUUUUCAAGUCUGGCGAUGACCUUCGUCAGGACCAGCUCGUUCUUCAGAUAUUGCGCGUGAUGGACGACUUGUGGCGCGAGGCAGGUCUCGACCUGUGUCUGCUCCCUUACGCUUGCAUCUCCACUGGCGACGAAAUUGGCAUGAUCGAAGUGGUUGGCGACUCCGAGACUCUAGCGAGCAUCAUAUACGCGCGUCAUGCGAAGUCACGCACGAAACUCGGUCGGAAGCUGAACGCAGCGAAGGACGCUCUUGUAAAGGACGGUGUCCUCUCGGAUUGGUUGUUCAAGCAGCCGAGCUCUCCGACGGGUAAGAGCCAUCCGAACUCCACGGAUAUUGCUCUCGACUCGGUGUCACCCAACGGAUCUGCGCCUAGCAGUCCAGCCAAGGAGGAGCCAUCGGUCUCGACCUGCUUCCCACUGUCCCCUCGACGGCGUCGGAAAACCGCCUCCACUCGGGACAUUGAAACUACGCAGAACUUUGUGCGUUCCUGCGCUGGGUACUGCGUGGCUACGUAUGUUCUGGGCAUCGGCGACCGCCACAACGACAACAUCAUGCUGCAGCGUUCGGGUAAGUUCUUCCACAUCGACUUUGGUCACUUCCUGGGCAACUUCAAGUCGAAACUGGGCGUGAAGCGAGAGCGCGCCCCGUUCGUCUUCACGCCGUCGAUGCUGGACGCCAUGGGCGGCAAGAAGAGCGAAAACUACAAGCAGUUCCAGCAGCUCGCGUGCGACGCCUUCCAAGUACUGCGGACCAACUCGAACCUGCUCAUCACGUUGCUGGUGCUCGCCCUCACUUGCGGCAUCCCAGAGCUCCACAGCGCGAGCUGCAUCAAAUGGGUGCACAAGACGCUGAUGCUCGACCUGCCUGACGACGAGGCCUGCGAAGCCUUCAAGAAGCUCAUCCACGUCGCGCUGCACACCACCACCACCAAACUCAACGAUGCAGUGCACCUCAUGGCCCACUAA